Paramisgurnus dabryanus is the source of this 5048-nucleotide messenger RNA. NCBI's taxonomy places the organism in Eukaryota, Metazoa, Chordata, Actinopteri, Cypriniformes, Cobitidae. The record is from RefSeq and is a predicted model, not a curated record.
CGAUAAACCCACUAAGAAAGCAAGCGCUCCAUCGCGUGUGUUUGUUUGUGUUGUUUUCUCUUCUGUGUUUCACUGAGUGUAAAGAGAGUCUUAUCUCUGUGUAUUUAAGUGUUAACAAGUUGAUGUUGAGAUGGAUGUGAAUCGUCAGUGUAUGUGACUCUCGGGGGCUCCACAGAAUGUCUGGAUUCAGUGUGGAUGAGCAGAGAUCACAGCCACACACCGCAGUCAGUGCUGGACUCUAAACUCUCUGAAGAGAAAUCCAGACACACACAGGACUCGGAGCUCAGUCUGACUUUACUCUGUUAUACUGAGUCAAAGCCCACAGGCACUCAGGACACCACAGUGUGUGACAGUAAACAGUGCUUACAGGAGGAUCAAACCUCCACAGAGUCUCUGGAUUCUGUCUGUAACGCUGGAGAACAACAACAGAUCCUGAAGAUGUGUUCAGUCAAACUCAUCGACCCCAGGAACUUGAUGAUGGAGAUUAAAACUGAACCCACAGAAAUCAAAACUGAACCCACAGAAAUCAAAACUGAACCCACAGAAAUCAAAACUGAACACACAGAAAUAAAAACUGAACCCACAGAAGAGGAAGAUCGCAGUGAGAAAGAUGAUGCUUUUAUUUUGUCAGAUGUGAAGAGUGAAUCAUGUUUGGGUGGAGAAAUAACAUCCUCGACUCUUUCCUGCAUCAUCGGUGGAGAGACAUUCAGUUCACAGAGACAUGAGAGAAAACACACAGAACAGAAACUCUUCACCUGCACCAGAUCUGAGAUCAGCUUUACCACCUUACAAGAGAAGAAACUUCAUUCAGAAGAGCACAGAGAGAAGAAGAAGAAGCAGUUUCAAUGUGAGCAUUGUGGGAAGAUUUCUGGCUCUUCCUUUAAUCUAAAAGUUCACAUGAGGACACACACUGGUGAAAAGCCUUUCAACUGCACUGAAUGUGGAAAAUACUUCAGCACCAAAGAAAAUCUUAAUACUCAUAAGAGAUUUCACACAGGAGAAAAACCAUACAAGUGUCCAUACUGUGAGAAGAGAUUUACUCAUAACCAAUGUCUUAAGACGCACGUGUUUAUACACACCAAUGAGAGACCAUAUCCGUGCAGUGAAUGUGACAAAGCCUUUAGGGAUUCAGGUUCGUUAAAAUCACACCUUAAUAUUCAUUUUAAAGAGAAACCCUAUCAAUGUUCACACUGUGAUACACGUUUCUGUCAUGAAUAUCAGCUGAUAGUCCAUGAGAGAGUUCACACUGGAGAAACAUCUCAUCACUGUAGUGUUUGUGGGAAGAGUUUUGAUAAUCAUGAACAUUUAGUGGCACACCAGAGAAUUCAUACAUGUGAAAAACCUUACAAAUGCUUUCAGUGUGACAAGAGGUUUACCCAUUUAGGUAACUUAAAAGCCCAUCAGAGAGUUCAUACAGGAGAGAAACCUUAUCACUGUAGUGUUUGUGGAAAGAGUUUUAGUCAGCAGCCACACUUCAUAAAGCACCAGAGACGUCAUACGGGUGAAAAACCAUUUAAAUGCUCUCAGUGUGACAGGAUGUUUGCUCACUUAGAUUACUUAAAAGUCCAUCUGAGAGUUCAUACUGGAGAGAAACCUUAUCACUGUAGUGUUUGUGGAAAGAGUUUUAGUCAACCGUCAAACUUUCUAAAGCACCAGAAAAUUCAUACAAGUGAAAAGCCUUUGAAAAUCAUCACAGUGUAACAAGACAUUUGCUCAGUCGGGUUAAAGGCCCAUCAGAGAGUUCAUACUGGAGAGCAACCUUACGUCUGCAUUCCAGGAUUUUCUCUAUAUAAUGGAUUUUAUUGGACCUCAACAGUUCAACACAGAUUCAAAGGGCUUUUAACGACCCCAACUGAGGAAAUAAGGGUCUUAUAUAGCGAAAUGAUAACAUAACACUUAAAGUGAAAUAGUGCUGAAAUGUAUUACAAAAGUAAUAAAACAACAGUACUAUUAGGGCUGGGUAUCGAUUCAGAUGUUCCAGAUCGAUUCGAUUUCGAUUCACAAGCUAUCAAAUCGAUUCGCUUCCGAUUCUCGAUUAAAUUUUCGAUUCUGGUUCUCACGUAGGUUUUUAUACUCGAUUCACGAUUCAACUCAAUGAAUAUAGAUUUAAUACACAUACUAUAUUAAUAAAAAAGAACAGUGAACAGCAGUUUACAAGUGGGUAAUUAAUAAAAAGAAAUUAAAAGCCACAACACGUUUUGCUUGCAAAAUCUAAAAUGCUUCCAUUCCUCCGUUCAAUGUUUGCGGAAAUAAAUAUGAAAAAAUCGAUUCUGCUCUUUGAGGAUCGAUUUUUAAUCGACCACGUUUUAAAAAUCGAUUAAUCGAAAAAUCGAUUUUUUUGCCCAGUCCUAAGUACUAUACAUAUAAAAAAUAUAUUACUUAAAGCUCACGUAACACACGCUGUUUCUGCAUUUCUGAUAUUAAUCUGGAGUACCUAUGGAGUAGUAUGACAUCCUUUAUAUCUCUGAAGAGUCUUUAGUUUAAUCAGAUUUAUAAAAGAAAGAUUAGCUUUACCGAAUCUUUCCGAUAACGUACGAAAAAAUGAAGAAGGAGGAGUUAUAACACGGGAGGAGCGAGUACGAGUCAUGCAACACUAUACAACACUGUUUUAACUUAUGAUUCACUACAUGUUCGUGUCAUUUAUAUAAUAUACACGCGCCUAUUUCCAACAUAAGACAGAAGUCUUACUUACCGCGUGUAACUCGUCAUGAAAAUCCACCGCAUCAAACACACACACGCAAAACUCCGCUGCUAAUCCGGAUAAUAAACUAUAUCCAUUGUUUCCAUAAGGCUGGAUGUCUUCUCCUUACAUCCAAAAACACACUUCUUGUUGUGCCAUUGUUGACUUUUGAAAUUAAACAAAGCUGAGUGGCGUGAUAAGCUGUUAGCAAGCUCUUGCGUCUCCCGCUGACUGACGGCUGGGCGGGGUUUUCCAGGGGAAGUUUUCCGGCGGAAGCCCAUAUAAAGAAGUGAUACGUAUCGAAAACCCCUGAAACGUCAGUUAGAACCGUAAUCGAAAAAAAUGAGCCGAAACUUGUACGAACCCUGGCGAAGUGCAUUCGGCACAGAAAUACUCUGAAACAUGCCCAACUGCAUUUUUGACACUUUGCCUACGUUUAGCAUGAGGAAACAACUCUAUAACUGUGUUAAUAAGUCAGAAUGCUUGAAAUACCAUUAAACCCCCCCUUUAAUAACUAUUGUAGUCAAUACUUCUCUGAAAAAACUCCCACUGGUAAAUUGAAACUACAUAAAUGUAUAUUAUGUGUAGUCUUUUACUUAAUUUGCUUUUGUUUUAACAUUUUAAUGAUUAUCUAAUCAAAUAACAAAAGAUGUUUUGCAGUAAUGAUAAAAGAGAAUUGAUUUCAGAUUUUUUUCAUUUGAAUAUGUUAACGUAGCCGACAGCUGCAUAUUGUUCGCUUUCUUUCAUUAUUAACUUAAAAUAUGGAUAAAUUAUGGAUAACAUAACCGGCUGAAUAUAAACCAAUGCAAAUCUGUGGUAUAAUCAUGACAUGGCAUCUCUUGGGCAAAUUCAUUUACUUACAAUGAUAUGAAGCAAAAUACGCAAACUCUGAAAAACUAUUGGUAUGCAUUUUUUGCAUACCAAUAAAUGGGUAAAUACCAAUAAUAAAUCGAUAAAUCGGUUUAUUAUAAAACGGGCAGUUCUGGUUCUUCAUUCUGAUUGGUUGAAACGCGUUCUAAGCCGUGAUAAAAUACCCCGGUAAACCCACGGUUCAGACCGCAUUAAAUAAGUAUCACUGCGCCACUGUUGCUUCCUACUGAUUUAUGAAAAUAAACACCACAGUCUUUAAUCAUAUUUUUAAUUUGUCUACAAUUGCACAAUUAUGGCGAUAUCCAGAUAAAUGUCAAUAAAUAUUGUUGAGUCAUCUAAUCAAUAUAGAGAAAACGUUCGCUGAAGAGUUUUUACCUCAAAGUCAUAUUUCUGCUAUCCACUGGGUGGCGAUCUUACCCAACUUAAACACUGACGCAUUCACUCAACACUAACACCAGGCUCUGAAUCUGAUCUCUUACAAAAGUUCUUCACAAAAAUGUAAUUUUCGCCGCUUUUAGCUAAAAAAUUUGAGAGGUGAUAAGAGAACAAAUGAAGGUAGGAUGAAACAUUUUUUGUGUUGUUGUUUGAAAGCAGAUGGUCUGUUCUUUCAUUUGAUAUUUUAUGUUUAUUUAAAGAAGAUAAUUUUUCUGUAAGGCAUUAAACUAAAACUGGGUGGCAACUUAAAAAAAAAAAAACGCUGAAGGGGAAAGAGUUCAGCAUGCUUCCAAGCAUAUUUGAUCAUCACUUCAACAGCACAAUAUAAAUGUUAAUGUAUAAAUUAGAUGAAUGUUGAUUUAUAAAAUAAACACCACAGUCUUAAAUCAUAUUUUCAUUGUGUCUUUGCUGCAUCUGUGUUGGUUGGGAACUGCGCUCUGUUUCAGUCACACUUGAUUCUGAGGAACUACUUUGUUUGGCGGAAGAGUAAUAUUUGUACUAAUAUAAUUACAACUUAUUUGUGUUUUAUUUUAUAAAAUCCCUCUAACUUAUGCAUAUGAAGUAACCGUUUUAUAAACGCAAUAAACCCCCUCGAAGCAGUGGGGUUACAGUGCGUUUUAAAACAGCUAAGGGGGUUUUAACAACGCCCCUUAGCUGUUAUAAAAUGCACUGGUAACCCACUGCUUCUUGGGGUUUAUUUCUUUACUAACAUUAGUAUGUUCUAUACAAUGUUAACUACAGAUUGGCUGCCAAACCUCCCUUCACAUAGCAGUGAUCAAUGAUCGCCUUCUCCCCUCAUCUUUGGGAAACUAAAAUAUUUGUUAUAAAAUAUUUGUUAUUUUCGCCGAGUUAUUGGUUCAGCCACUACCAUUAAACAAACAGAGGCAGGUAGUUAAGUUCCACACUUCACCCAAAGUGUUAAUUCGAUGAGUCCCCGGGAGAAGAGUUAUCAAACGAAGAAGAAGACGGAGGUGCGUUGUGUUUUUUCAAAAAUGCCCAAUAACGCAACUCUAUUCAAAUUCCAGGCAGGUUACGACUAACUUGUUGCUAUGACGACGUAUGU